Pogona vitticeps (central bearded dragon) is the source of this 604-nucleotide messenger RNA. It is a transcript of the gene MRPS18C, whose product is annotated as mitochondrial ribosomal protein S18C. The record is from RefSeq and is a predicted model, not a curated record. Gene Ontology annotation, molecular function: small ribosomal subunit rRNA binding; structural constituent of ribosome. NCBI's taxonomy places the organism in Eukaryota, Metazoa, Chordata, Lepidosauria, Squamata, Agamidae. Gene Ontology annotation, biological process: mitochondrial translation. Gene Ontology annotation, cellular component: ribosome; mitochondrial small ribosomal subunit.
GGAAACGGAAGUGUUGUGAGGGGGAAUCGAUUUCUCCGCGGCCGUGCUUGGAGCGGAAGCUUAAAGGUGUGGGAACAAGAUGGCGGCCUUGGUUCGCUUGGUUGGGACGGCGAAAGAUUCAGGGAGGUCUUCCUCUGUCUUCGCCGGAUUAAGGAAGGGUUCGUGGGCUUCUGGUCUAGUUAUAUUACAGAAUCGGAAGUAUUGUUUGCAAACUGAACAAGUUCCCAGUCAGGCUGAUAUGCCUGUAGAAAUGGAAGAUCCUUAUAAGGAACCUCUGAAAAAGUGCAUUUUGUGUGGGGUAACAGUUGACUACAAGAAUAUACAGCUUUUAUCACAGUUUAUUUCUCCAUAUACUGGUCGUCUGCUUGGUAGACACAUAACAGGUUUAUGUGGAAAGAAACAACUGGCAAUCUCAAAAGCUAUUAAAAGAUCCCGAUGUAUGGGUUUAAUGCCAGUAACAUAUAAGCACCCUACGUUCCGCAGUGACCCCAAAAUAUGCAAUAUUAAAUACCCACAAUGAAUUGUAUGUAUUGUGCAUAAAAACUGUUUGUAUAAUAUGUAAUUAUUGCUUGGAGAAUCUUAAUAAACAAGCCACAAACCUCAA